Cotesia glomerata is the source of this 3301-nucleotide messenger RNA. It is a transcript of the gene Cals, whose product is annotated as calsyntenin-1. Bases 194 to 3040 code for a protein of 948 amino acids. The record is from RefSeq and is a predicted model, not a curated record. Gene Ontology annotation, molecular function: kinesin binding; calcium ion binding; amyloid-beta binding. Gene Ontology annotation, cellular component: postsynaptic membrane; cell surface. Gene Ontology annotation, biological process: positive regulation of synaptic transmission; homophilic cell-cell adhesion; positive regulation of synapse assembly. Lineage: Eukaryota; Metazoa; Arthropoda; Insecta; Hymenoptera; Braconidae. The transcript is spliced from 5 exons.
AUUGACUUGGCGAUUGCUGUCGCAGACAAACCAUAGUACAGCCAGACCAGACGUAUAAAGCUAUAAAGAAGUGACGAGAAACGAGAGCAAUUCCAAAAAGUAACUCGAAGAAUCAGUUGUAUUUUUUUUUUAACUUCUCGGACAGUAAUUACAUUUAAAAACAAUUUUUAAGUGGCAAUAAACGACCAGAGACAUGUUUGUGAUAAGUGGUGUGUUUAUGCUAUUGCUAUUUGGAUUUUCACAUGGAUCUCCUCCAGAGCCUUGGCCGAUUCCGACCUCAUUUAAUGAUCGAGAAGUGCCACACUUGGACUUGGAGAGCCGGGAGAACGGUUAUCAUGGACUCGUUAAGGAAAACGAAACUCGGGUCGAAGUAACACCUCAGAUACGCGCCGUGGGUGCGAAAAUUUGCUCAUACAAGAUCGCUAACAAACAUCACGGGGAUGCGCCCUUCGAGAUUAUUCUUAAAGAAAAAGGAAUAGCAGUAUUACGUGCUUUACGUUCGUUAAAUUGCGAGAAGCGCCGCAAUUAUAAAUUCGACAUCGCCGCUGUUGCCUGCAAUGGAUUACAAUCUGAAAACGCAACUGUUCACAUAACAGUGAUUGAUGUAAACGAAUACGCGCCCCAGUUUCUGCAACCAGCGUACGUGAGCACCGUGGACGAGGGCCGUCUAUACGAAGAAGUGGUGAGAGUAGAAGCUUCAGACCGUGACUGCACUCCGAAAUUCGGAGACGUCUGCAAGUACGAAAUACUGACCGCAGACCAGCCGUUCGUCAUCGACAAUGAGGGCGCGAUCAGGAACACCGAACCGCUGGAUUACGAGCGCUCGCACAAUUAUAUCUUGAGCGUGGUCGCUUAUGACUGCGGAAUGAAACAAUCCGCCCCGGCGAUGGUCACCGUUAAAGUAAACCGCGUGUGCUCUCCAGGAUGGCGGGGAAUCCCCGAGCGAGUUGACUACGCAGCUGGAGCUGGACCGCAGCCGCUGAUACCCUCUGCUCGUCUGGAAUUAUGCGACGCGCCCUGUUUAUUGAGGAACUUGAGGACCACCUUGACUUUGGCGACUGACCACAUCGGCAAAGGCUGCGACCGCGACACUUACGGCGUCAAAAGCCAGAGGAAGUUGUGCGGAGCGUCUCGCGACAGUGUUGAUUUACUCCCGACUCCUGGACCUACUACCACCUGGACUGCGAGCUUGUCUAGGGACGAGGGUCGCGAAGCUGAUGAGAUCUUUGAGUUUGAUGGUAGCAAUUCUGCUGCUAUUAUCCCUGCUGAUAUUCUGGACCAUGCUUUGGCUCAGAAAUUCACUAUUGGAGUCUGGAUCAAACACCGACCCAGGCCCAGGCAGGAUCCUCAUGUUAAGGAACAUAUUUUGUGUGCUGCUGACGACCACAAAAUGAACCGCCACCACUACGCAUUUUUCAUCCGCAACUGCCGCCUAAUUCUCCUCCUCCGCCGCGACUUUUCCGAAGGCGACCCAAACAUUUUCCGCCCCGCAGAAUGGCGUUGGAAGCUCCCGCAAGUCUGCGACGACAGAUGGCACCAUUUCGCGGUGCAAGUAGACUUCCCGCGCGUAUCCCUCUUCGUCGACGGCGAAGAAUGGACAUCCGACGAAAAGAACCCUGAAGUAAUCGACGACUGGCCACUGCACCCCGCAAAAGGUGUCAACACCACCCUAGUAGUCGGAGCAUGUUGGCAGGGAACCGAUAACAAAACAAAGCACCACUUCCGCGGUUACCUAGCAGGUCUGUCAGUCUUAGUAGGUCGCAAUGAAAAGCCCCAAGUAUUAACCUGUUUACGUCGCUGUCAAGAAGGGAUCCAUAUCCCGUCAAUGGAACUCUUACAACCAGGCACCCAAUUACGAACCAACUCGGAGUUAACCGAGGUCCGUAUCGACGGAGACAACCAUACAAACGUUGAAACUCUUCUUCGUCGCGUUGGGUACACAAAUACCCGUAGAUUCCCUACUCCCGGUCGUAGAAAUUUCAGAAUUGACACCACAAUCGUUUGCGAGGGCUCCGAGGCCCAUCCUUUGGAAAUCCGACCGGUUCAGUCCUACGUAACAGUGCUGCCACCUCCUCGUCCUGGAAUUACAGUCAAUGGUACCUUAUAUGUCGCUCGCGAGUACUCAGAUUUCCGUUUGGGUGUUAGAGUUUUUCCCGACGCGAAAGUAACAGCUGGAUCAGCAGCUAGGCUAGAUGCUUGCGCUGUUAGUGUCUAUCCAAGCCUAAAUCCUGACCAUGAGUCUCUAGGACUGCCCACUGAUGCUCUGCACCAGUUCCAUUCAAUAACUUCCAGGAUUGACCGCGACGGAGUGGUUCUUUCUGGAGCAGACACUCCGUAUAAAUACCAACAGCUGAUCCGGUUGAUCACUUACACCAACCGCAAGCCUGCUUACUAUCUAGACCGGGUUUUUAAAUUAACCUGCUCGGAGCUGAACGGCCGGUUCGCCAGCAACGAGUACGUCCAGACUUUAGCAGUGAUCCACCCUAAGGAAAAACCAACGACACCCCCGAUAGUGUCUUACCCAACGCAGGAAAUCCCGCCUAUUGUAAAAAUCCUGGAACCUAUUGCUGGACACGUCCAGCUGUCUCGUCACCACGCUGACACUUCUGACGAGUACUCCGUGAGCCAGCUUCAUGAAAAUCGGGGCCUUGCUGCGGUGGGUAGCAGCCAUGCGAUUACAAUUGUAGCUGCAGCGUGUAUUGGGUUCUUGCUAUUGAUGGUAGUGAUUGGGUUCGCGAGGGUCAGAGGCGCUGCUUCUGCUGCUAAGAGGAGAGUUGGUACUGAUGAACUCACCACGGAAACUGAAAUGGCUUGGGAUGACUCUGCGCUGGCGAUUACGGUCAAUCCGAUGGACCGCUUGAAUGACAAUCAUCAUGCUAGGGAUGAUGGGGAGGAUGAGUCAGGCUCUUCGGAUUCUGAUGAAGACUCUUUUCAUGAAGAUUCUAGUGAUUGUGAUAAUGAUUGUGAGAUUAACCAUCCUCGGCACCAUCGUCAUCACAAUGCGCCGAAUGAGCUCGAGUGGGAUCAUCGCGAUGUUUAAAUUUAGGUUUGAUAAUCAUUUGUAUAAUCAUCAUUACGGUAUUAAGACGAGUACUUUUUUUUAGUUGGGGAGCUAUUGCUCUCGUGCCCCUUUUUUUUAGACGAUUUUAGAGAUUCAUUGGUUUUAUAAAGCUUUUGGAUUUUUUGAGUAUCUUAAUUUUUUGGGGAGAUUUUUUGGGAAACUUUCGGGCUAAAAUAGAUUUUUUUAGGGAAGCGUACACGGAAAAAACAAGAUAACACUGGAUAUCAUCCCAGAUUAUAU